ACCACAACUUACUCGUAGAAUUGUUGCGCCUGUUCGAUGUCCAAGUUGUUUAGAUCCAAAUCCAACGGUAUACAGUUAUGAUUUUCAACAUAGACUGGAAGCAUUUUUCAUACCAAUAUGGUGGUUUUCUAAAAAAGAAAUAUGGAAAUGUGAAAAGUGUAACUGGGCAGGAGAUGAAAAACCUGAUGAACAAGAAAUUAGAAAAUUAGAAGAGCGUGAUUUAAUGAUGCAGCAAAGACCUCCUUUACCUACUUGGGGAUUAACAACAUGUCCUUCAUGCAAAAUGGAGAUCAAUAUUUCUGGACGAAUCAAAUUUUGCCCAUAUUGUGGAAAUCAAGUUAUCAACAACAAACAACAACAAUGA
This is a messenger RNA of Entrophospora candida, 364 nucleotides long. The record is from the annotation of a GenBank genome assembly. NCBI's taxonomy places the organism in Eukaryota, Fungi, Glomeromycota, Glomeromycetes, Entrophosporales, Entrophosporaceae.